AUGCCUUCUCCACCACCAGACACUUCGUUUCUAAUUCUUCCAUGGGCGGCUAUCUCCUAUCUUCGCUCGAAGAAUCGUCAAUACCCAAAAUGGACAUACCGACAAGCCCUAACCAAUACGAUUCUCAAGGUCGGUCUACACAAGUACAUCUCUUUGAAAAGGCCACCGUCCGUCUCCCUCAAGCCGGGUUUUGAAAGGAAGCGAUUCAUUCUCAUCGAGCCUGCGGGACCUGAAUUGUACUCUGGCAUCACGUUGGAUGAAAAGACCAAGCCAGAGGCUGUCGGGGCUACAUGGUAUCCUAAGCGCCCUUCCUCGGAUUUCACAAUCCCUGAAGACCAGCACAUCGUGCUCCAUCUGCAUGGUGGGUCCUACAUAUCAGGGGACGGCCGGACAGUGUCCUGUCACUCCAUCGCCAAGCACUUUCUCUCAUAUACGCCGAGUCGAUACGUACUCUGUCUUCAGUACCGACUCGCGGGUACACCAAAUGGCCGCUUUCCGGCUCAACUGCAAGACGCCAUCUCUGCCUAUUUAUACCUACUCGACACCCUCCACAUCCCAGCCUCACAAAUCAUCCUCAGCGGUGAUAGCGCCGGGGCUAACCUCGCCUUGGGAUUGUUGCGCUACAUAACACAAUCCCAAAAUUCGUCUCUUCUUCACGCGCCAAAAUGCACCUGGCUCUUCUCACCUUGGACCAAUAUCCCUGAAGCACGAAGCUCCGAAGCUUGGAACAGCAGUCCCAACUACAAGACCGAGUAUGUACCUGCAUCGUUCCCAGCCUGGGGUGCAACUUUAGUCUUACGUGAUCUGGAAAUUACCAAAUCGGUCGAGGAGCAUGUUUCUCCGAUAAAGCAUCCUUUCGUGUUGCCGUCGCCCAUGCUGGUGGUGACUGGAGGGAAGGAAGUGCUAUGCGAGGAGAAUCAGGAACUCGUUCGAAUCUUCAAGAAAUUGCCGCAGAAUGAGGGCUUGGUGGAUCUCUUUGUGUCAGAAUCGACGCCGCAUGAUUUGUUCAUGAUUGCGUGGAUCAUGGGUUUCAAGAAAGAGGCGCGAGAGUGUGCGGAGAAAGCAGGAGAUUUUGUUAAGAAGUUUAGCUCUUAG
Molecule: messenger RNA, 1095 nt
Organism: Penicillium subrubescens
Lineage: Eukaryota; Fungi; Ascomycota; Eurotiomycetes; Eurotiales; Aspergillaceae
Exons: 1
Coding region: 1-1095 (364 amino acids)
Molecular function (GO): hydrolase activity
Source: RefSeq, a predicted model, not a curated record